AUGGCCGAGUUUUCAACUAGCAUACAGCCGACUGAGCUGACAACUCCACAAUCGACGGAAGACAUAGUCAUUGUGGGAUACUCGUUUAGGUUACCUCAAGAUGUCAACGAUGAUAAGGCGUUCUGGGAGGUUCUUCAGAAUAGAAAGAAUCUCAUGACAGAGUGGCCUGCGUCCCGAGUCAAUGCUGACUCCUUUAGACACAAUCCACAGCACAAGUUCACCGGAAAGGGAGGGCACUUCUUGAACGAUGAUGUGCAAACAUUCGAUGCCCCCUUUUUCUCCGUUACGGUUAAAGAGGCAGCUUCCAUGGAUCCAAUGCAGCGAUGGACCUUGGAGGCUUCCUAUCGUGCGUUGGAAAAUGCUGGGAUUCCCGUUGAACAACUCCGAGGAUCUCGGACUGCCGUCUUCUCCGCGUCUAUGAUCGAGGACUACUCUAGGAUGACGGCAAGAGACCCAGACAACAUUGAGAGAAUGGCAGCAACAGGUGGUACUGUCGCUUGCAUCAUUCCAAACAGAGUCAGCUGGUAUUUCGAUCUCCGGGGACCUAGCAUUCACGUGAACACAGCUUGCUCGAGUAGUAUGUCUGCUCUGGACAUGGCUUGCAAAUCUAUUCGUAGCGGAGAUGCUUCAUGUGCACUGGUUACAGGUUGCAAUGUUAUCAUGGACCCUGGCAUCAUUCAAUCGUUAUCAGAUCAGAACUUCCUGUCCCCCGAUGGCCUGUGCUAUAGUUUCGACCAUCGUGCUAACGGUUACGCAAGAGGAGAGGGCGUUGUUGUUCUUGUUCUCAAGCCUGUUGCUGAGGCAGUUCGCAAUGGUGAUACGAUUCGAGCGGUUAUCCGAUCAAUUGGGUCAAACCAAGACGGCCACACUCCAGUUCUUACACAACCCAGUGCCAAGUCCCAAGAGGACCUCAUUCGUCACGUAUAUGCUCAGGCGAAUCUGCCACUUUGUGACACCCGUUAUGUUGAGGCUCAUGGCACGGGAACUAAAGUCGGCGAUCCCAUUGAAAUGAAGGCCAUUGGGCGCGUAUUUCGCAAAUAUCGCUCCGCUGAAGAGCCUCUCUAUGUAGGCUCUGUUAAAGCAAAUUUCGGCCACCUUGAAGGAGCAAGUGCCUUGGUCAGCGUACUCAAGUCGAUUUCCGUUCUUGAAAAAGGAGUCAUUCCGCCCAAUGCCCUCUUCGAGAAGAUGAACCCUGAUAUUGAUAACGCCUUUUACAACACAACUGUUCCUACGACAAGUGUUGCAUGGCCCAACUCCGGCCUGCGAAGGGUGUCUGUGAAUUCUUUCGGGUUCGGUGGCUCCAAUACUCACGUGGUGAUCGACGAUGCCUAUAGCUACCUCAACGAUCGAGGAAUGGUUGGAAACCAUUGCACCGCGUCUAAGCCUCAUAUCAACGGCAUAAAUGGUAGCAAAGCCCAAACCAACGGGCAUCACCAGAAUGGAGAUAAUUUGCUUACCAACGGGAAUGACAAUGGCCCCCUCAAUGGCCACCAUCGAAGCAAUGGAACUAACCACGAGACCAAGAAUGGCUCUGCCGGCCUCGAUCUGCCCAAACUCCUCGUAUUCAGUGCUGCUGACGAGAAAGCGAUGAAACGUGUGAUGACAGCAUAUGAAGAAUAUUUCAUCAGCAACACCUCCAAAGACCGUUCUAAAUUGGCCAAACUGGCUUACACCUUAUCGGACCAUCGCAGCCGCAUGCUAUGGAGAUCAUACGCACUUGCCAGUCCUGGUUCAGAGACAGCUGAACCUUCAUUCUCACCAGCAAAAGCAAUACGCAGCUCGGCAGAUGCGAACCUAGCCUUUGUUUUCACGGGUCAAGGAGCACAGUAUGCUGGAAUGGGUCACGAUUUGUUGCAGUUUCCAGUAUAUAAAGAGACUCUCCGUAAGAUCGAUAGCAUCUACAGGGGAUUAGGUUGCGAUUGGUCCAUCCUCGCCAUCGAAGAUUAUCAAGACCAGAUUGAUAGUCCAAAUUACAGCCAGCCUUUGUCUACAGCUGUCCAGCUGGGUUUGGUGGAUUUGCUUAAAAGCUUCGGGCUCGCCCCCAAAGGAGUGGUUGGACACUCGUCUGGAGAAAUAGCUGCUGCCUAUUCAAUCGGAGCAUUGUCUCUCGAGUCUGCCUGCAAAGUUGCAUAUUUUCGGGGACAACUAGCCGGAAAGCUCAAGAGUGCUCACCAGUCUUCACCCGGUGCAAUGAUAUCCAUCAACCUAUCGGAAAACGAAGUUUCGAACUACCUCCAGUCAGUAGAAGGAAAGGACAUCAGUGCCUCUGUUUGCACCGCUUGCAUCAACAGUCCUUUAAACUGUACUCUUUCCGGUCCAGAGGACGCUGUUGACUUGAUUAAAAUCAAGGCAGACAAAGACGGCAUCUUUGCGCAAAAGCUCAAGACGGGAGUAGCCUACCAUUCUCCAUUUGUAAAGGCAAUUGCAGACGAGUAUUGUGCUCUUAUGGGCACUCUUGAGAGUGGCGAGAUGGAACAGAUCCCCAUGGUAUCCUCAGUCUCUGGAAAACGUGUCCUCCCCGCCGAGUUGACCAAUGCCCAGUAUUGGGUUAACAACAUGGUUUCGCCCGUUCGAUUCACGGAUGCCCUUCAAACGCUAACCCAGAAAUCCUCGACAUUGAAAGUUGGACUCAGCGGCUUUAGCGACAUUAUCGAAGUUGGUCCUCACCCUGCGCUCCGCCGGUCAGUAUUGGAUACAAUUGGACAGGAAGGAAACCGCAAGAAGCAAAUACGUUACACGGGGGUCUUGCAUAGAUCACGCCCGGCAGUGGAAACAACUCUGGAGGCUGUAGGGCAGCUCUUUUGUCUGGGCCACCAAGUUUCUAUCUCAUCUGUCAAUCAGAGAACGCCCUCAGAGUCUUCUGAGUUUCUUCUCGAUUUGCCCGAAUAUCCUUUCGAUAGAACUCAUCGCUAUUGGGCCGAGUCACGAAUCAGCCGUGAUUACCGGCUGCGAGGAAAAGUCCAUGGCGAAACCCUCGGCGUUCGAGCAUCGGACUGGAAUCCUUUGGAGCCUUCUUGGAGGAACUUCCUCACAGUAGAAGCAACUCCUUGGUUCAAAGACCACGUGGUUGAUGAGACAGUUCUUUUCCCCGCUAUGGGAAUGCUUGUCAUGGCAAUGGAGGCAGUGUAUCAGGCUGUGCCGGAAGAUCAAGCUGUGGCAGGCUAUUACUUCCAAACGGCGGAGUUCAAGAAUCCGGUUAUUAUUCAGGAGACCUGGGAAGAUCGUAUCGAAACCCAAAUGCGCCUUCGAACAGUCAACUCGCCAAAAGUUGCUGGAGAAUCUCAGUGGUUCGAGACAACUCUUUAUUCGUAUUCCCGAGACAAGUGGACAGAAUGUUUCCGGGCCACUCUCAAGGUGGAAUAUAAAGCAGCGACAGCUUCCGAGGCUAGCAAGCAAAGACUCGAAGCUCAUGGGGAAAUUCGACACUACUAUGACAAGGUCAAGUCAUCUUGCAACAAUUUCAUCUCCCCAGAUGCAUUUUAUCGGGAUGCAGCUAAGAAUGGUAUCCAGUGGGGGCCGACCUUCCAACUCAUUCAAGAUGCUUUCUACGAUGAGAAGAGAAAUAUUGCCAUUGGCAAAGUAGACAUAUCAAAGGGGAGACAUGCCACUAGCAGCCUUGUCCACCCUGCUGUGCUUGACCAAGCGUUCCACAUGCUCCGACUGAGCGGAGGGCAACAGCCUUCAGGAAAUAUUCCCAUUCGGAUCCAAGGGGCAUGGUUCGCUGCUUCCGGAUGGCAGUUGCCGCAUACCAACUCUAUUAGACUGGUUGCAAACUCCAAAGUCAGAUCAGCUGUCCAUGGACAAAGCACUGGAGAGGAUGGAAGUAUUCAUGCUCUAGCUGAUGAUGGGACAGUACUAUGUUCCAUCGAACGAGCAGUGACCUCCCCUGUUGCCAGGAACGAAGAAGACGAGGAAAGGAAGCUGCUGUACAAAAUAGAGUGGAAACCCCAGCUUAGCCUCAUGACGAAUGAGCAGCUGGAAAGAGAGUGCCUGUCACAGGUCCCUGCUCGAGAUGAAAGCCUUAUCUUGAGCAACCAUGUCAAGCUUGUAAAUGUCUUAGGUCUCGUUGCGGGUCGUACACUAAAGACAGUAGAUGCCUCCACAGUUCCCCAGAAGUUGUCGCGCCAUUUCAAGUGGCUUGAGGAUCAAGUCAAAAAUCUCUCUCCAAACCAGAGAGAGGAUGUUGACAAUCUCAGCGAUGAAGAAGUGGAAGCACGGCUUAUCGAAGUUGAAGAAGCACUCCCAGCCUGGGGAGUUUAUAUCGCCUGCGCAAGGAAACUUGAAAGCAUGCUGGCGGGCGAAGUUGACCCCCUUCAAAUUGUGUUCGAGUCCGACCAGGCGAAGGUGUUCUACGAAAACCUAUUUCUGAACCUCUGCUCUGACGGGCGGUUGUUCCCCGUUCUUGACCUGGCUUCUCACCAGAACCCGGCCCUUCGAGUUAUUGAAGUUGGUGCUGGAACUGGAGGCGUGACGAGACAUCUCUUCAAGGCCUGGGGUGAGCGCGAGAAGCGCACCGGAGCCCCCAGCUUUGCGCACUACACGUACACGGAUAUAUCACCGAUGUUUUUCGAAAAGGCCAGCAACUUGUGGUCUGACUUGGUGUCCCAAGAUCGAAUUUCGUUUAAGACAUUUGAUUUGGGAGUACCAAUCCAGGAUCAGGGUUUCGAAGCUGGAACAUAUGACCUAUUGGUCGCUGGAAGUGUUAUGCAUGCCACGCCAGAUCUGGAGUUUACAAUCCGCAACGUGAGAAAGUUGCUGAAACCCGGAGGAAAGCUUCUUCUCCUUGAAACUAUCAAACCAAGUGACAUCGCUGUCAACUUCAUGGCUGGUCUUGUUCCAGGCUGGUGGGUGGCAACAGAAGAGUGGCGAGCCAAUUCCGCUGCUGUGGACGAGUCAGUUUGGGAAAGAUGCCUACGGAACAACGGAUUCUCAGGCAAUGACCUUGUUAUCCGUGAUUACGAGACAGAACAGUGCCAUAUCAUGAGCAUAAUUGUCACUACUGCCGUUGAGGAGCCGAAGCAGGAUGUUCUGAAGGCUACCUCGAGAGUCGUUGUAGUCACCGAUGCCACACCGUCCGGCCAGCAGAGCAACUUGGCCACGGCCGUGGUAAACAAAUUUCAAGUAGAUGGGGAGUCGAGUGUGUGCAGCUUUACCGCUGCUUCACUCCAAGAAGCGGUGAAGAAUUGGAACGAAGAUACUGUAGUUAUCUUCGUCGGCGAAGUUAAUAAUAGGCCAGUGCUAGCCAACCUGAGCGAGGAUGACUUCUCCGCUUUACAGAUUUUGCUGAAGCAUGCAAAGAAUCUGAUCUGGGUAACGGGGACACAUUCCGAUGAUGAAAACUAUCCAGAUUACAGUCUCGUACCGGGAUUUCUCCGCACAAUUCGCGCUGAGCAGCCAGAGAAUCAUAUCGUGAACGUUGCUAUCGAGGAUAGAACGAACGAAGAGGACUGUGCAACUAUCAUUUUGACUAUCUUUGAUGAUGCAUUUGGACAGUUACCAAGCAAGGAGUUAGAGUACAGUGUUCAGAAUGGACAAAUAACAAUUGGCCGUGCAGUUGAAAAUGUUCCAGCGAACGAGGCUCACCGGGCCCUCGUCUCCGCCCAGCAAAAGGAUCUGAGAUGGGGAGAUGGGCCUGAGCUCCAACUCUCUGCCGGAACGCAUGGAGACCUCACCUCGCUACGAUUCGUCAGGGAUGAGUUGGCAGACACGCCGCUCGGCCAGAAUGAGAUUGAGAUCGAGGCUCAUGCAUGGGGCUUGGGAAGGCGAGAACUUGACUCAGCGCUUGGAUUGAUUGAUGAGGAUCAAGACAUGAUAGGUGGCGAUUGUGCCGGUAUCGUAACUCGGGUCGGCUCUGGGUGCGGAACCUCAAUCAAGGAGGGAGACCGCGUAUAUAUGACUACCAGAGGCAGCAUUCGGAAGCAUCCUCGUGCUUUGGAAACUUCCGUGAUCCAGAUCCCUGAUAGUUUAUCAUUCGAGAAAGCAACGUCAGAAAUUAUGCCGAGCAUGGUUGCCUACCGUGCACUAGUUGAUAUCUCCCAACUUGAGAAGCAAGAGCGGGUUCUGGUCAACGACGGUGCCGACAGUCUGGGGCAGUCAGCUAUUCGGGUUGCUCAAAGACAAGGCGCAGAAAUAUUUGUUACAGUCACCUCCGAGGAUCAAAGAAGAUUCUUGGUAGACAAUCUAAGCCUUCAGCAAGACCAUGUAUUCCUCUCUGAGGGUAGCUGUUUCGCCCAGCAGAUAUCUCGCGCCACAGGUGGCCAAGGUGUUGAUGUCGUCUUCAACCUACUCCCCGGCCAGGACGUAUUCCAAGCCUCGCUGGAAUGCCUUGCGACAAACGGUCACUUUGUCACUGUAAAAGGCGUGGAUACAGAUGCAAACAUCACUCUUACGUUAAACCAGAUGAAAGCAAACGUGACUUUCGCAACAGUCGACGUGUUGAGGUUAACGCCUAGGAAAACUUCCAAGCUGCUUCAGAAUACGGUAGAUUUGAUACAGGAGAGUUCUUAUAGAUUCAAGAAAGAUCUUGAAGUUUUCGAGGUCUCUGAAAUUGAAAAGGCUUUCCAGCAGCUGCAGAGUGGCGAGCUUACUGGCAGGGUGGUUGUGACACCCAAAGCGGAUAGCCUAGUUCCGCAAUUCUCCACCGACGAGAGAUCGUGGAAGUUUCUUCCAAAUGCAUCAUACCUCGUAGCAGGAGGCUCUGGAGGCCUUGGUAGAGACAUUAUCAAAUGGAUGGUACGGAGAGGCGCACGGCAUCUUAUUGUCCCAUCGCGAUCAGGCGCUACCUCAGAAGCCGCAAAGACAUGGGUGUCUGACCUGAAUGCAAGCGGCGUUAAUAUCGUCACCCCUCUGUGCGAUGUAGCUUGUCAUGACGACCUUUCUAAACUAUUGGAUGAAGUCUCAACUACGAUGCCCCCCCUUAGGGGCUGCAUCAACGCAGCAAUGGCUCUCGAGGACGCCAUAUUCCAAGACAACAUGAAGUUCUUACAAUGGGAUGCUACUGUCAGAUCCAAGGUUCAAACCUCAUGGACUCUCCAUAAACUUCUGCCCAAAGAUCUUGAUUUCUUCAUCAUGUUCUCCUCGCUCGCUGGAGUGGUUGGUCAGAUGGGCAGCGCGAACUACUCGGCUGGGUGCUCGUUCCAAGAUGCAAUUGUCCGCUACCGCCGCUCACAGGGACUCAGAGCGAUCUCUAUCGACAUUGGCUGGAUGGUCAAUGUUGGCAUCAUUGCAGAGAAGUUCACCUUCCAGCGCCAACGUCAGAUUGCCAACGACAUGCAAUUACUCACUGAUAUCGAUCUUCUUGCCCUUUUGACUAUGUGCUGUGAUCCCGACAUAGAAUACCCGCAGUUAGAAGAGUGUAGGGGUCAGAUACCUUUCGGACUGGAUAACCCAAGGAGGCAUCUUCUCUUGAACGAGCCGGUGCCUGCCAUCUUGGAUCGGCCUCUUCUAUCAACUUUCUCAUACGUUACUGGCAGUAACAAGACCGAUAAAGGGGCCAAGGACGAUGAGGUUGAGAAGGCAGUAGCCUUGUUCCGCCAAUCGUCCGACUCAGCGGAGAGGGUCGCGCUUGUUUUCCAAGCCUUGGCUGCUAGGCUUGGCCGGGCCAUGUCAAUUCCAGCAAGUGACGUAGAGCCAAACAAGGCUCUAUCAGCUUACGGUGUCGACUCUUUGAUGGCAGUGGAGCUCAGGAACUGGAUUGGAAGGGAGUUGGGUGCUACUGUGGCUGUAUUCGACAUUGUCGGUGCCAUGCCCAUCGCCAGCAUUGCAGACCUCAUUGCAGAAAGGAGCACCAUUGGGAAAACUGCAAAAUAA
Molecule: messenger RNA, 7809 nt
Organism: Clonostachys rhizophaga
Lineage: Eukaryota; Fungi; Ascomycota; Sordariomycetes; Hypocreales; Bionectriaceae
Source: the annotation of a GenBank genome assembly